UCCACAUGACUCACAGGACCAGACAAAAGGGAGAGCUGAUAGUCUGUCAAGUAUUACAAAAGAAACUAGUACACAUUCUUAAAACAAAAGAAUUGCAAAAGAUUUACAAAUAAUUAUUUCCAUAAACAAGCUCAACUAAAAAAUGGGGAAAAUAAUUCCUGCGUUUUCAUUGCUGCUUGUCAUGCUGGGUGUGGUUUCAGCUCAAACAGAUGGUGUACAGAGAGGGAUCCCAAACUGGCUUACUGGAAUACUGGCAGUGGCUGUUUUCCUGUUCCUGGUCUUUGUUGCUUUUAUUGUAAACAAAGCCUGGUGCACCGAGCGCAGACCAGACAAUGAGAUGGCUGAGACAUCAACUGACUAUGGGAUGACUAAUGGGUGUACAUACGACACCGUCAUUAAUGUGGCCCGGACUGACGAAGAUGAGAAUGUCUACAUGAACACAACUGAAGGCGCUGAGGAGAAAGUUACAGCCAUGUGAUGGUCUUUAAAAUACUUCAAAUUAGCAUUUAAUUAAAUCCCCCUGUAAUUAACUUUUGUGUGUGUGUGUGUGUGUGUGUGUGUGUGUGUGUGUGUGUGUGUGUGUGUGUGUGUGUGUGUGUGUGUGUGUGUGUGUGCGCGCGUGUGCGCGCAUGAGUGAUUGAGAGAGAGUAUGACUAUUUGACUAUGGAUGAUAUCUUUUAAUGCAAGCGUAACCCUUGCCUUUUGACUCUUCAUACAUCAUGAAUGGAUCGGCAACUUUUAAUGUGAGUCAAUAAAACUAACUUCAUGACAAUGUUAUGUGUACAUAGACAUCACAUGUAUUGUUUAUAUGACAUUUUUAGAUAAAUUAAAACAUAUUUGUCAUCCAAGAUCUGAAUCUUUGUAUAGACCCUGACUCUCAGUGAUCCAUUUUUCUUGGGAUACAUUGUGUUUAGGUAAAGAUUUUCCCAGUUUAUGGCUUCUUCAGCUGGUCUGAAUGU
Molecule: messenger RNA, 959 nt
Organism: Engraulis encrasicolus (European anchovy)
Lineage: Eukaryota; Metazoa; Chordata; Actinopteri; Clupeiformes; Engraulidae
Gene: pdzk1ip1
Product: PDZK1 interacting protein 1
Exons: 4
Coding region: 143-478 (111 amino acids)
Source: RefSeq, a predicted model, not a curated record